AUGAAUUCGGCACAUGACGAGCCAGAGGCCAAAAGGAGGCGCUUAGCAAAUGGACCACCAGAUACUGAUCAGCAGCAAGAUGGUUCUUGCUCAGGCAUCAAUGGCUUCGCAUCAUGGUAUACUCCCAGCCAGCCAUCCUUUCCACUCCAUCCUCCACCUUUAACGCAGAUGACCGGGCUUCCAUUUCAGCAGACCACUCAAGCAGCUUCUUGGACGCUCCCAGUUGAGACAGAUUCCGCAUCGCAUGGAUCGCUACAUAUCGCACAGACAUGGGGCGUUGAACAAAACAUGCAGGCUCAAUCAAGCUGGGGUCGGAUGCCGUAUUUCCCUCCAACGCACUUCCCGUAUCACGCUCGUAUCUGGCAUCACCCGGCGGCAAUACUCCCUAUGCCUCGCUAUUAUCACUCUCAAGGCUUUAACCCCAUGCCAAACCAGGACUAUCCGCCCACGUCAUCCGGAAUGGCAAGGAUGACAUAUCCUACUGCUCCUGUGAUUACUCACGACGCGCCGUCGCCCGAACAUGUAUCCGAUAAUGUUCUGUCGAACGACGAAGCCGAGCUAGAUCCUGACACCACAGACACGAGAACGAUGAAGGAAAUUGUUUGUUUCGGCAUCAUCCCUCGCAUAAGUGCGAAAUGCCACCGUUCAGGCCGUUCAGAUUUUCCGCAGAAUUUCAACGUGACACUCGAUUCCGGAGAUCGAUUCACCUCAGCCGAAAAGGAUCUUGGCGUCCGUGGAACAAUCCCACCAGAGCAUGGCCAGAUGAUUCAAGGUCUCUUGGAAGGACCAUCAUUGGACCUUGAAGUUGCUUGCAGCAUCGACGCAUCAAAUAGUUCAGCCAGGUCGGACAGGUCGAUUACGCAGGCCCCUUGCUAUUUGAACAUUGCCGUGUACGGCCCUUUUGAGCUCUUCAAGAUUAUCGGGGAUUGGCUGCAGGACUACAAUGUUCACCUUCAAGAUCCAAUCAAAGUGGGCGAGCGAGAUGUCAAGUACUGCAAUCCACACCGCCUCUCAUUCGAAAGCUUUCAUUCCUGUACCUUGGUCUCUACAUGCGUCUUACAGAAUUCAAAAAUCAGUGGCAUCCAGGAGAUAGAGGAUCGCCCGGACUUUUUGGAUAUCUUGAGCAGCCAUUCGGAUCUGGACGAAGCGCCGCAGCCGAGGGCCGUUCGGACGGGUUUGCAGAGGCCAGUGAGGAAAGCUCCGGGCAUAUUAAAACAGCUGACAGUGCCUGACACUCCGACUUGCAGGUUUGUGAACAAGGUCUCCGGUGCUGUCUACUUCGAGGAGCCAGCGGCCUUCCGGGGCGGAAUCGUUGCGGAUCCAAUGGGAAUGGGGAAAACAUUAGCGAUGAUUGCCCUAGCCGCUACUGACCUAGAACCGACAAAAUACGGGACCCAUGAUAAAAACGAUGACUCAACGGAGAAGUAUCACAAUGGUGCUACGUUGAUCGUCGUUCCUCCGCCGCUCCUUGGUACCUGGCAAGAGCAACUGUGCGAGCACCUAUUCGAGGGAGAAAUGAGAUUGUCCUUACAUUAUGGAAAGGCAAAAUUGAUCAACAUGAAAGACUUGGAGGGAGUUGCCAUUGUGCUAACAACGUAUCAUACGGUGUCGGCUGAAUAUAAGAACGCCAGAAGAAAUAAGCAAUCAUCAAUAUUAUUCUCGACUCAGUGGAGAAGGGUUGUUCUAGACGAGGCGCACUUCAUCCGCAAUGAAAACAGACAAAUGACUCGGGCAAUUUGCGACCUUCAAGCACACAUUCGCUGGGCAGUUACGGGCACUCCCAUUCAAAAUCAUCUGAACGAUCUGUCGACUCUUUUGAAGUUCAUCCGGGCUUACCCCUACGACCAACCAAAGCAAUUCAAGGCUGACAUUUCUUCACCGUGGAAACUUGGCGAGGAAGAGAAGGCGAUAAGUCGUCUCAAGUACCUCUCGUCAUCUCUUAUUCUCCGGCGUCCAAAGACUACACUAUCAUUGCCACCAAGACGAGAUUUGCAAUGGCCCGUCGACUUCAGCCCCGAGGAGAGAAAGGCCUACGAAGAUGUGCGAGAUCAAGCAGUCAUGCAGAUCGAAGAGGCUCUCCAGCCCCGUCCGCAUACAUCGGCGGGUACUUCAUACGUGAAUGUACUGCAACAAAUUGAGUCGUUGAGGCUGAUCUGUAACCUCGGACUCAACUAUCGCGCAAGACACGACGACACUAGUGCGAAACCCCACGAAGAUUGGAUAUCUAUGGCGCAACGGAGUUUCAAUACUCGGCGAGAGCUUAGCCCAAUAAGCUGUCUACAUUGCUUAUCGGACAUUGGACUGGCAGAGUCUACGCUCGAUCUUUCCGACCACAAAUGCGAAGGACGCUUCUUCCGAUGUCUCAAAUUUUGCUGCGAAGAGUGUCUCGAGAAAUUACCUCGGUCGAAGCAAGAAGUCGGAUGUGGCCACAGACCUCCUUGUCCCGGAGCUACUGUGUCUCUGGUCGGCAAGGACAUCGAAGAGGCCGGCUCCCUGGAGUCUGCAAGACUACGGCCCGGCGUUGAACUUCCUUCAAAGCUCCAGGCUCUGGUGACGGAUAUCAAAUCUCUUCCUGCAACAACCAAAUGCAUUGUGUUUUCGACCUGGAGGUUGACCCUUGACCUUGUGGAAGCUGGGCUUAACCAGGAAUCCAUAGCCAAUGUGCGCUUCGACGGGAAGGUUCCUCAAAAAGAGCGCCAGGGUGUGGUCGACCGGUUCAAGAACGAUCCGAAUACUCGGGUCAUGCUCCUGACCCUAGCUUGUGGUGCAGUAGGACUCACCCUGACAGUGGCAUCACGCGCAUACCUGAUAGAGCCCCAUUGGAAUCCCACUCUCGAGGAGCAGGCACUGGCCAGAGUUCAUCGCAUAGGUCAGAAGCAGGAAGUCACCACAGUUCGAUUGUAUAUCAGAGACUCAUUUGAAGAGCAAGUCAUGAAACUUCAAACCAAGAAGAAACAGCUUGCAGGUCUGCUGCUUGCUCCGCAUGACGGUGGAGAGGCAGACGAAAAUCUGGGAGGACUACAUUACUCGGGCGUCCUCCACUUCAAGAAACUGACAUCUGGACUCAGGGUCCAAUUCGAAGGCCCUCACGACAGCCAAGCUAACGAUAGGGUGUCUCAUGAUCUUUUCGUGGACUUCGUACUUGACAAUAUCCACUCUUAUGAUGCCGUUUCUUGUCUCCCUGGAGAAUGUCCAGCCUCCCGCGGCCAGGGCUAUUUUGGCUGUCCCCUUCUCUGCCUCCAGAUCCUGGAAGGUGGUCCCUUCUGGCACGGCACUCCAGAAGGUGCGCACAAACGAUGCCAGCCUCACCACACUGGGCCACCUGUCACGGAUUUAUCUAUGGAGGAAGUCCAAAAGCGGCGGGAAUCGCGCCACAGGCUCCAGCAACGGGAUCCUGCUGGCCACACGAUAUGUGGAGGUCAGCGCCUUGACGUCGUUAGAAGGCGCAACCAGGACAAGGCCGGAGAAGAAGAUGGGCUUCGGCAACGAGGCAAUGUGGUCGACCAGCUUCGUCGUCACGGCGGUCCCGAUGGAUUGCGAUCAUAUCACAAUCCGGCUGUGAGGUAUUCCGGCUUGCUUGACGGCCCAGUCAGCCAAGGCCACAGCGUCGAGAAGAAAACCUUGCUUAGAGGGAGUACCUGUGCUGGUGCCGAAUCCGCGAUAAUAAAUGGCCACGAUGUGGAUGCGUUUCGGAGAAGCGGCGGAUAUCGCUCUAUAACUCGAUGGUGUAUAACCAGACGCCAGUGUCCCUGCAGCACUGUUCAGGCACAAAACGAGGAGACACUCUGGAUCGUCACGAAGGGGUCUGAAGCCUUGCGUUGCCGUGACAUCCCGCACAAGCCCAGAUCGCUCGGAAAUCAAGUCCUGCUCAUGUUUCCGGUACAGGGCUGGAGGGAGGAUGUCCUAGGCGUGAAGGUUCUGACUAUCUGA
Molecule: messenger RNA, 3930 nt
Organism: Diaporthe batatas
Lineage: Eukaryota; Fungi; Ascomycota; Sordariomycetes; Diaporthales; Diaporthaceae
Exons: 13
Coding region: 1-3930 (1309 amino acids)
Molecular function (GO): ATP-dependent chromatin remodeler activity; ATP binding
Source: RefSeq, a predicted model, not a curated record